UGCUUGCACAUUUCUCUCCCACAUCAUCCAGCGUAGCAUAUACAGUACAGUACAUACAGCGACCAGCAGCUUGCGGUGGAUCCACUCGUUUCUUAUUUUUCCCCCGCUUGCUCCGAUCCCCCUUCCACGAAAGGGAGACAGUGCCUAUAUUAUUAGAGCGUACCCUCCCGUUCUUCUCUUUCCCUCUCCUCACCCACAUCCUUUGCUCUAUUUCCUCCUCCUCCUCCUCCUCCAACUCAUACCCAGUCGACCAUGGCCGAGUACCGAGACGCACCCACGUACGACAUCCCCAAGAGGCUGCAGGGCAACCCCAAGCCUCACAUUGACGCGGACACGUACAAGAAGACGUACGAGGCCUCGAUCAAGAACCCAGACGAGUUCUGGGCAAAGAUUGCAAAUGAGACAAUCUCGUGGGACGUUCCCUUCCGCACCACACGCGCCGGUGGCUUCCAGAAUGGCGACGUCGCCUGGUUCCCCGAGGGCCAGCUGAAUGCCGCGUACAACUGCGUCGAUCGCUGGGCGUUCAAGAACCCCGACAAGGCUGCCAUCAUCUACGAGGCCGAUGAGCCCAACCAGGGCAAGACGCUGAGCUACAGCCAGCUGCUGCAGCAGGUGUGCCAGCUGGCCAAUGCGCUCAAGAAGCGAGGCGUCAAGAAGGGCGACACCGUUAUCAUCUACCUGCCCAUGAUUCCUGAGGCUGCCGUUGCCCUCCUUGCCUGCGCCCGUAUUGGUGCCGUCCACUCGGUCGUCUUUGCCGGCUUCAGCGCAGACUCGCUCCGUGACCGGACUGUGGACUGCGAGGCCCGCGUCGUCAUCACGACCGACGAGGGCAAGCGAGGCGGCAGGACGAUUGCCACAAAGUCCAUCGUCGAUGCCGCACUCAAGGACUGCCCCAAGGUCGAGCACUGCCUCGUUGUCCAGCGCACGGGCAACGAGCAAGUGAGCAUGACAAAGGGCCGCGACGAGUGGUACCACGAGAUCACGGCAAAGGAGAGCCCCUACUGCCCACCUACGCCCGUGGCCUCCGAGGACCCUCUCUUUAUUCUCUACACGUCUGGAUCCACUGGCAAGCCCAAGGGUGUCGUCCACACCACUGCUGGCUACCUCCUGGGCACUGGCCUGACUGUCAAGCACGUCUUUGACGUUCACGAGAAUGACCGCUUUGCCUGCAUGGCCGACAUUGGCUGGAUCACGGGUCACUCUUACAUUGUGUACGGCCCGCUGAUGAACGGCGUCACGUCGCUCAUCUUUGAGAGCACGCCCGUGUACCCGACGGCGUCGCGCUACUGGGAGGUGGUGCAGCAGCACAAGAUCACCCAGUUCUACACAGCCCCUACUUCGAUUCGUCUCCUCCGCAGGCUCGGCGAUGACUUUGUCAAAGACCACGACCUCUCGUCCCUGCGUGUUAUUGGUACCGUGGGCGAGCCUAUCAACCCCGAGGCUUGGAACUGGUACAAUGAGAACGUAGGCAAGAAGGAGUGCGCCAUCGUCGACACCUACUGGCAGACCGAGACGGGCUCCCACCUCAUCACGCCCCUUCCUGGCGCAACAAAGACGAAGCCCGGAUCGGCCACCGUGCCCUUCUGGGGUAUCGAGCCAGUCCUGCUUGACCCGACGACGGGCCAGGAGCUCACCGGAAACGAAGUCGAGGGUGUGCUUGCGGUUCGACAGCCGUGGCCGUCGAUGGCACGGACCAUCUUCAAUGACCACCAGCGAUUCCUGGAGACGUACCUCCACCCUUACAAGGGCUUCUACUUUACUGGCGAUGGUGCUGCCCGAGACAAGGACGGCUACAUCUGGAUCAAGGGACGCGUCGACGAUGUUCUCAAUGUCUCUGGUCACCGUCUCAGCACGGCCGAGAUUGAGAGUGCGCUGAUCUCGCACCCGGGCGUUGCAGAGGCUGCCGUCGUGGCUAUGCCCGACGAGACGACGGGCCAGGCCAUUUGCGCCUACGUCACAAUGAAGGCCGACUACGAGGGUGGCGACGACCACGAGUCGCUCAAGAAGGAGCUCGUCGUCACUGUCCGCAAGUCCAUCGGCCCCUUCUCGACGCCAAAGAUUAUCAACAUUGUCCCCGACUUGCCCAAGACGAGGUCGGGCAAGAUCAUGAGGCGGAUUCUGCGAAAGAUUGCGAGCAACGAGGGCGACCAGCUCGGCGACAUUUCGUCCCUCGCCGACCCAUCGAUUGUGGAAAAGAUCAAGGACCAGCACGAGAAGAGCAAGCCAAAGUAAAUGAUGACAUGGGUUCUUUUUGCGCUCCCCCACCUCCCCAAAACUUAAUCUUUUUCGCGGUCUGUUGGCAUUGGGUCGGAUCCGCACCAGUAUUGUAUCCUCCGUCCCUUUCGCCCUUACUCUUGCUCUUUGCUUGUCUCGUUCGUGGCUUUUCGGUGAAAUAAAUAAAGCAAAUGGAAUGGA
Molecule: messenger RNA, 2415 nt
Organism: Acaromyces ingoldii
Lineage: Eukaryota; Fungi; Basidiomycota; Exobasidiomycetes; Exobasidiales; Cryptobasidiaceae
Product: acetate--CoA ligase
Exons: 4
Coding region: 253-2232 (659 amino acids)
Cellular component (GO): cytosol
Molecular function (GO): AMP binding; acetyl-CoA synthetase activity
Source: RefSeq, a predicted model, not a curated record